Molecule: messenger RNA, 1526 nt
Organism: Phoenix dactylifera (date palm)
Lineage: Eukaryota; Viridiplantae; Streptophyta; Magnoliopsida; Arecales; Arecaceae
Product: putative protein phosphatase 2C 59
Biological process (GO): protein dephosphorylation
Molecular function (GO): cation binding; protein serine/threonine phosphatase activity
Source: RefSeq, a predicted model, not a curated record
AAAAAAAAAAAAAAUUCCUUCUCGCCUCUUAAAUCUCUUUUCUCUGCCCGCAACCACACGCACAAACGAAGACCCGGUGUUGGUUUCUCUCUCCUUCUCUCUCUCUUGGAGGCGGUCUGGGUGGCGCAGCCAAGAAGUUAGAAUUUGGAAUUUGGUUUCCGAAUUCCAGUCGAGUGGUAUCGAAGGCGGAGAGGAUGAGGUGGAGAUUCUUGGAGUCUCUCGAUUUCUUUCCUGGCUAGUCAGAUCAGCUUUCUUCAUUUCUUUAGAUAGAAUCUGCCUUUUUGAUUCGAUCUGAUCGAGGGGUUAAAAAAGAGAAUUGGAAUUGAGUAGGAUGGGUUAUUUGAAUUCUGUUGCUGGAAUUCAGGCGGAAGGCUCUCCCGUUAGCGGGGGUGGACUCAGUAUGAAUGGGAAGUUUAGCUAUGGAUAUGCAAGCUCUCCGGGGAAAAGGCCAUCUAUGGAAGAUUUCUAUGAGACUAGAAUCGAUGGUGUUGACGGAGAAAUUGUCGGCUUGUUUGGAGUGUUUGAUGGCCAUGGUGGUGCUCGAGCAGCAGAGUAUGUUAAACAAAAUUUGUUCAGCAAUUUGAUCAGGCACCCGAACUUUAUUUCUGAUACAAAGUCAGCUAUAGCUGAUGCAUACAACCAUACAGACUCCGAGUUUCUGAAAUCAGAGAAUAAUCAAAACCGAGAUGCAGGGUCAACUGCUUCAACUGCUAUCCUUGUUGGUGACCGCCUGCUAGUUGCAAAUGUUGGUGAUUCCAGGGCCGUAAUAUGUAAGGGAGGGAAUGCUAUAGCUGUUUCAAGGGAUCACAAGCCUGACCAAACAGAUGAGAGACAACGGAUUGAGGAUGCAGGAGGGUUUGUAAUGUGGGCUGGGACAUGGCGUGUUGGUGGCGUACUUGCUGUUUCUCGUGCAUUUGGUGAUAGGCUCUUGAAGCAAUAUGUUGUUGCAGACCCUGAAAUUCAGGAGCAAGUGGUAGAUGGCUCUCUUGAAUUUCUCAUCCUUGCAAGUGAUGGACUCUGGGAUGUCGUUUCAAAUGAGGAGGCUGUAGCCAUGAUCAAACCCGUAGAGGACCCAGAGCAAGCAGCAAAGAAACUGUUGGAGGAGGCUUAUCAAAGAGGAAGUGCUGACAAUAUCACUUGUGUCGUUGUGUGUUUCUUAGGUGGCCAGGAUAAGAACGUUCAAAUACAGCAGGGGUAAAGCUUUGCUGCUUGCUCUUGGUGAAUGUUAGUUGUUUGUAAUUAAAUAUAGUAGAGUAUAAGGUUGGAGCCAAAUAAGAAUUACCACUCCUGCCUACUGAAACAAUCAGCAGAGAACAGUCUUCAUGCAGGCUGUAGUCAUCUCAUCUUUGUUGGCUUUUAAAGGGAAGUUGCCUUUUAUUUUCUGAAUCCCCUGGUAGCUGACCUAAUCAAGUUUUGUGGGAGCAGUGUCGGAUGGGACCUGCCAAGACUAUAGAACCUUUUUAACUGUAGUAUUUUAAGUCAAAUAUUUGGAUGCAUGUGGAGAUCUUUGAGAUGAUAUUGUUAAA